This is a messenger RNA of Pogona vitticeps (central bearded dragon), 4327 nucleotides long. NCBI's taxonomy places the organism in Eukaryota, Metazoa, Chordata, Lepidosauria, Squamata, Agamidae. The record is from RefSeq and is a predicted model, not a curated record.
AUUAGAAGAAGCUGGGAGGUGCAACAGGGUGUUCGUAAGCAGGAUGAACGGCUGCAGCGAACUGGUGCAAAGCCUCCAUCCUGCCGAACUGCUUAAGGGAAAGAUUGGAGUUGGCGCAAACUGUGCAGGUGAUCCUGCAGGAUUAUGCGCACAAUGUCAUUUAAACUAGGGUCGGUUGUGGGUACAGUAUAUUCUAUUUUGCACAGGAUUCUUCUUCUGUGAAUGCACCUUUGGAGCGCGCGGGGGAUCCGAUACGUGAUUAUGCCCCUGACGAAAGAGAGGCGGUGACGGGGGUGGGGAAGGAAAGGUUUUUUUUUAAUAUCCUGUAUUUGUGGCACGGGAAUUAAUUGCUGUCCAGGCAGAAAUUCAGGUAUUUUGUUAGAAGUGGACAGAUUUCUGGUUAUUGAACUACAGCUCCCGGAAUUCCUCAGUCAGGUAUGUUGUAGCCCGCAACUACAGAUCCGCAGCCCUCCAGUUUUCGCUUAUCACCUUUUUUAACCUCCUGGCUUAGAAGCAGAUAACAUUUAUUUCCCUGGAGCCUUUUGCCAACGCACACAAACGUCCCAUGAUUGCGUAAAAGUGCUUUACUAUAUACAGUACACAGCUGUGAAGAGGAGCAGCCUCCGUCUACUCAUAGUUCCGACGUGCUUUGCGGAGCAGCGAGUGGGCGGGCCCUCCUGCGCAGAGCUUCUCGGGACCUGAAGUCCUGCUUUCCCUCAACGGCCUCUGUCCUAAGCGGGUAAAUGGACUCGUUUUCCCGUCGUGCCCUUCCGGCUCCAUUGUCGCUGAGCCCGCCUCCCAUUGGACAGCCAGGAAGACGGGGCCCGCUCCCCUCAGCCUGACACAAUAGUGGAUCAAAGAUGGCGGACGGGUGUGCGGUGAGCUUAGUUGGGGCAGACUCGGCGCUACCCCCACCCACCCCGCCGUGCUCCCUGGAGGAGCAGGAGCUCAACCAGCGCCUUCGCCGCCUCUACCCGGCUGUCAACCUGGCGGAGACGCCGCUGCCGCGCGCCUGGAGCCCCAAGGACAAGUAUAACUACAUCGGCCUCUCCCAGGGCAAUCUGCGCGUCCACUAUUCAGGACAUGGCAAGAAUCACAAGGAUGCUGCUUCAGUCAGGGCUACACACCCCAUCCCUGCAGCCUGUGGUAUUUAUUACUUUGAGGUGAAAAUAGUUAGUAAAGGCAGAGAUGGGUACAUGGGAAUAGGACUGUCAGCCCAAGGUGUCAACAUGAACAGGCUUCCUGGUUGGGAUAAGCACUCUUAUGGCUACCAUGGUGAUGAUGGACACUCCUUCUGUUCUUCUGGGACAGGACAGCCCUAUGGCCCUACGUUCACGACUGGCGAUGUGAUUGGCUGCUGUGUGAACCUUAUCAAUAACACAUGCUUCUAUACAAAGAAUGGACACAGUUUAGGUAUUGCCUUUACAGACCUCCCUGCCAAUCUGUAUCCCACUGUGGGGCUCCAGACACCUGGAGAAAUAGUGGAUGCCAAUUUUGGGCAGCAGCCAUUUGUGUUUGACAUUGAAGAUUAUAUGAGAGAGUGGCGAGCAAAGAUUCAAGGCACAAUUAAGAGGUUUCCCAUAGGUGACCGGCUAGGUGAAUGGCAAGCCAUGCUGCAGAAUAUGGUCUCUUCUUAUCUGGUGCAUCAUGGCUACUGUGCUACAGCAACUUCCUUUGCCAGGGUGACGGAGAGUACAAUUGAGGAAGAACAGAUCUCCAUAAAAAAUAGACAAAGAAUACAGAAGCUGAUUUUGGCAGGAAGAGUGGGAGAAGCCAUUGAAGCUACACAGCAGCUAUAUCCAGGACUCCUAGAGCACAAUCCUAACCUCCUCUUCAUGUUAAAGUGCCGACAGUUUGUGGAAAUGGUGAAUGGAACUGACAGCGAAGUACGUUGUUUCAGUGCUCGCAGCCCCAAAUCCCAGGACAGCUACCCUGACUCCCCCAACCUAAGUCCCAGGAACAGCUCUAAUAGUUUGCACAUUCACAGCACUGGAGCAGACAGCCCAACCUGUAGCAAUGGAAUGACGUCCAUAAAAAACAGACAGAGUCACAAUAAAUAUCCAGCACUCACUUCGUCGUCAUCGUCCUCUUCCUCAUCAUCCCCUUCCUCAGUCAACUACUCAGAAUCCAACUCUACAGAUUCCACCAAGUCGCAGCAGCAUAGCAGCACCAGCAACCAAGAAACCAGCGAUAGUGAGAUGGAGAUGGAAGCAGAACAUUACCCCAAUGGAGUCUUGGAAAAUUCCACCACAAGGAUAAUGAAUGGCACUUACAAGCAUGAAGAGAUACUUCAGACAGAUGAUUCUAGCAUGGAAGAUGGCUGUCAUCAGAAGCAGCUUUGUGGAGGAAACCAUGCUGCUACUGAGCGGAUGAUCCAGUUUGGACGGGAGCUGCAAAUCCUGAGUGAGCAGCUAUGCAGAGAAUAUGGAAAAAACACUACACAUAAAAAAAUGUUGCAGGAUGCCUUCAGCUUGCUUGCCUAUUCCGAUCCAUGGAACUGUCCUGUUGGUCAGCAGCUAGAUCCAAUCCAGAGAGAACCUGUAUGUGCUGCACUCAAUAGUGCUAUAUUAGAGUCUCAGAACUUGCCAAAACAGCCCCCGCUGCUGCUUGCCUUGGGCCAGGCCUCCGAGUGCUUGCGGCUCAUGGCCCACGUGGGCUUGGGCUCCUGCUCCUUUGCCAGAGUGGAUGACUAUUUGCACUAGCCACUGAGUGAGACAGAGGGACCCCCUCCAGUGCUGCCACCAUCACCUCCCCUUUUCCUGCCACCCCUCCGCCUCCCCUCUGCAGAAGGACGCAUUUCGUGACUGAAAGGGGGAAUCUUUGUUAUGCCUUCAUUUCUGACAUUGGAAACUGCUUGGCAGGGUCCUCUCAUCAUCCUCACCACCAACUCUGCCCUGCAGCUGCUGCAGCACUCAGUAUUUUCACUGGUCAUUCUGAUGUAUAGCGCCUUCUGACUUUAGGAUUUUAUCUUUAUUUUAUUUUAUUUUAUUCUGUUUUUUCUCUGAGCCACCAGUAUUUAUAUGUGGAGAAUUUGUGCUGAGCUGGUUUCUACUAAUGUAGAGAUAAAAGUGUAUCUGAGUUGGUGAUGGCCUGGUUUUUAAAAAAAUAUAUAUCAUGAAGGGAAACUGUUGGCGUGCACGUCACUGGCACAGUAUUGUUCUGUCGUGCUAGUCCUCUAAAAGGGCAAGAGGUCUUAGUGUGUUCACUGAAGUCUGACGCAUGCUGCCAGAACUCUGCUGCUUUGGAUGAAUGGUCCUUUUUUAUUUCUUACACAUCCUGCACCACACAAAGUCAAAGAAAUCUCUGCUUUGCAGAAGGAUCAUUAGAAGCUCUAUCUUGGCUAGAGACGAGUGCAAAGAAUCAAAAUAAAAGGUGCUCAGUAUCUUCAGUCAAAUGUCCCCUGAAAGUGAGGAUAAGCCUAGACGCAAUCAGUGGCUGAAAGUAGUAAGUCACAGCUAGAGUAGGCUUAAUGAAUUAGUGGACCUUACAGAGGAGCGGACUCAGUAAACCCUCACUGAUUCAGUGUGCUGCUCAAGUUGUAACUUACCACUGGAUUUCACUGCAUCUAGAAUUUCUUGACUUGAAUCUAUUGGCAAUCAGAUAUCAGAUUGAAAAUUCCAGGACCAAUGAAAGCUAUUAGCACUUCUAGUCUAACAUGGUCAUUUUAGAUGGCAGAUGGGACAUGCCUUAUAGAAAUGUAGGGAGUAGUGACUUUUCCCUAUCAUAGUUACAGCACUCAUACGAUAUUUUGCAAUUGGAACGGAAGAAGGGAGCUGUGUGCCACUUCACUCUUUCCUGUUUUAUUUCAGCUGGUAGCCCUUUCCUGGGGCCUUUCACCUGGACUGACAUCUACCUCUUGAUGCAUUUGUUACUCAUUAGUUUCUCGGUAACUUGUUCAUCAUAACCAGUGAGUAGCCCACAGACUAGCUUCAAGACUCAGAUGGAUACAUGGGGAGCCAGCUCUUAUCUCCAUUGUUGGUUACAGAUCUUGGAGAUACUGAACUGAAGAUUCUUGGGUGUUUCUGUGACAACAAUAUAAAAUAAUUUUUUCAUUCAAUUGGCUUACUGACUAAAAUGUGAAAUUCAGCAUAUAAGCCAAUGUUUUUACCUUUUUUGAAACAAAAUUGUACACAUUUUUUACUCCAGGGAAUAGCCAUUAUUUAUUUUUAUUGCUUAGCUAGCCUUUUCUAAUCCAGUGUGUUGCCAUAAUCUUCACAAAAUACUGCUAGACAUUGUGAAUGGAAAUCUCACACGCCAACUUAAAUUAUUUGUGGGUGUACAUAUGUACUUGGAGAAGCAUGCUUUAUUAAAAACCGCUAUAUCUGGA